AUGCGUCCCUGGGGAACCGGUGGCCCCUCCAGGCCGACCACACGCGUCAUUUGCAUUUGGAAUGUUACUACUCACAAGGUUGAAUUGAGAAACUCAAACAAAUCUUUGCUGCUCAGUUCUCUGCACUGCCGCCGCAGCGCCCAAAGAGAGGGGAAAGAAUUGCUAGUUCAGCACUUGCUUGUUGGUGAAAAGGAUGUCAGGCUUCUGGUUGAUCUCGAAAAGAGUAUCAUUGCAGGAGGAGCAGACUUGAGUGAUUUGGCUGUGGAGCACUCCUUAUGUCCAUCCAAAGAAAAUGGUGGUAUGCUCGGGUGGGUUCGAAGGGGACAGAUGGUACCAGAAUUUGAGGAGGCAGCAUUUAGUGCUCCUUUGAACAAAGUUGUACGAUGUAAGACAAAAUUUGGAUGGCAUCUAUUGCAAGUUCUUGCUGAGAGGGAUCAAUGCGUACUGCAAGACAUUGACCCAGAAGAGCUUCACACAAAAAUGCAAGACCCUAGUUUUCUCGAAGAGGCCCAAUUGAUUGAUGUUCGGGAGCCUGAUGAAGUGGUGAAAGCUUCACUUCCAGGCUUCAAAGUUCUACCGCUCCGCCAAUUUGGGACCUGGGGACCAGUUAUGACAGACGAGUUUAAUCCUCAAAAGGACACUUAUGUUCUGUGCCACCAUGGCAUGCGCUCAAUGCAGGUGGCUAAGUGGUUGCAGUCACAGGGUUUCAAAAAAGUUUACAAUGUCGCGGGUGGAAUUCAUGCCUAUGCGGUUAAAGCCGACUCCUCCAUCCCAACGUAUUAG
Miscanthus lutarioriparius is the source of this 783-nucleotide messenger RNA. The record is from the annotation of a GenBank genome assembly. NCBI's taxonomy places the organism in Eukaryota, Viridiplantae, Streptophyta, Magnoliopsida, Poales, Poaceae.